Drosophila persimilis is the source of this 2030-nucleotide messenger RNA. RefSeq names its product esterase E4. The transcript has 3 exons. The record is from RefSeq and is a predicted model, not a curated record. Bases 22 to 1770 code for a protein of 582 amino acids. Lineage: Eukaryota; Metazoa; Arthropoda; Insecta; Diptera; Drosophilidae.
CAGUGAAAACCGAUUCGGAAAAUGCCUUGCCCACUCCUACUCCACCUCCUACUCCUGCUGGCCAUCGGGUCCUCCUUCGCCCAAGAUCCGCCUGUGGUAGAGCUCUCCCUGGGGCGCGUUCAGGGCUCUACGAUGCAGAGCUUCCAGGGAAAGACGAUCUACGCCUUCCGCGGCAUACCCUACGCCCAGCCCCCAGUGGGGCAGCUGCGCUUCGCCGCUCCCCAGGCAGCCACUGGCUGGGGGCAGGAGGAGGUCCUCAAGGCCACCUCUGAUUCUCUCGUGUGCCCACAGCCCGGGAUUUCGCUGCUGAUGAGCGAGGACUGCCUCAAGGUGAAUGUUUUCACGAGGAACCUGGACCCCGAGGAGGAUCCUCUGCUGCUGCUGCCCGUGAUCGUGUACAUCCAUGGGGGGGCCAAUGUCCUGGGCAGCGGCCACAGCCUGUACGAGGCGGGGCCGCAGUAUCUGCUGGACCACGAGGUGGUCUUCGUGGCCUUCAACUAUCGCCUGGGGGCCCUGGGCUUCCUGCGCCCUCUGGGCAGCACUGUAACCGGGAACUUCGGAUACUUGGACCAAGUGAUGGCCCUGCAGUGGGUGCGGGACCACAUCGCCCGCUUCGGGGGAGACCCGGAGAACGUCACGCUCUUCGGGAUGAGUGCCGGAUCCAUGGCGGUGAGCCUCCACCUGGCAUCGCCCCUCUCCCGCGGCCUCUUCCAUCGGGCCAUCCUCAUGAGUGGCUCCGCCACGAAUCACUUUGCCAUCGACAAUGUCUACUGGACGCAGAAACUGGCCCGAGAAGUCGGCUGUCCCAUGUACGAGGCCGCGGAUGUGGUCCAGUGUCUGCGCGACGUGGCCUGGACUCGGAUCGUGGAGGUCUGCAAGGCCUGGGAGUCCUUCCAGUUCGUGAAUAUGAAGUGGAACUACGAGAUCGAUGGCCACUUCCUGCCCAGACAUCCCACGGAGCUCCUGGCGGAGGGAAACUUCAGCCAAGUGCCGCUCCUCGUGAGUUUUACGGCCAACGAAUUGGACUACACGGCAAAUGUUCAUUUGGAGAACGAUCCUCUGCUGCACGAUCUUGGGUCCAGUUUCGAGGAGUACGCUCCCGAGUUGUUCCUCUACCAGCCCGACUCCUCCGUCAGUCGCCGCCUCAAGGACUUCUAUCUGGGGAGCAACGUCUCGGAGAUCUCCGCGCACAACAUCGAGCGAUUCGGAAGCAUCUUCUCGGAUGGCAUCAUUGGCCAUGGCAUCCACCGGUUGGUCCAGCUGGCCAGGCGCUUCACCCCCGUCUACUACAUGCGAACGGAUUACGUGGGAAAGCGCAGCCUCUCGGCUCCGACGGACGACCAGGAGCUGCCCCUGGGCGUGGGGCAUGCGGACGAUCUGCAGUACGUGAUGCCCAGCCUCUGGUACGGCACCAUCAUGGCUGAGAAUCACACGGAUCUCUUCAUGAUGAAGCGUUUGACCAAUUGGUUUGCGCACUUUGCACGGACAGGCACACCUCUAUCCCCCAAGGAGGAGCACGAUUACUGGCCGCCCUGCAAUGCCACCGACACGGCUAUGCUCUACAACGAUGUGGCCACAGAGGUGGGUCCGCCUGGCUAUCCCGAACGAUAUGCCGUCUGGGACGAGCUCUUUCCCACGCCCGCCCUGGGCGGGGGCGUGGCCCGGAGGCAGCAGCAGCUAAACAUCGUCGCCCUCGUGGCCAUCGCCUGGGCCACUGGUGUGGCCUCCGGGCUGUGGCUCUUCGGCUCCGCGGCUCUCGAUGGAAAUUAAUGUAGCAAUUAGGUGUGGAAAAAGCUUAUCAAUAGGCCGUUUAGAUUACGCUUAAUGAUGGUCUCUCUCGGUUCGGGUCGCCCCUCCACUCUCCUCCCUCCCCUGUUCGAGGGGGAGCAUUGCAACUAUUUACUUUGAUUAAUUAAUCAACAAAGGCGUGAGAUUUUCCGUGUUUCCAGCUCGACGAGUUCCGUGGCUCUGCCUUCCCUUGGGGCAAUUAGUCUCCGCUUUUUCAGGGGGGGCAGGGGCAGGCGCAGGGG